AUGUCCUCCGACGGCGAGCGCCUCGAGAUUUCCGCGGUCUGCGCCGACUACUUCGCCGCGCUGCACGGCUGCGAUGCCGAGCGCUUUCGCGGCAUGUUCCACCCGCGCGGCGUCCUGCUCGGCCUCGGUCCCGACGGCGCCGUCGUGCGCCGUGACUCUGCCGCGUUUUGCGCGGGUGUGGUCGCGCGGGGCGCGUCAAACGAGUACGCCGUCCACGAUCGCAUCGUUUCGAUCGAGUUCCUCGGCCGCGCCUGCGCGAGUGCAAAGGUGCAGAUUGCGCUGCCGCCGGCGCCCGAGUCGCCCACGCCGACCACGACCGCCGUGCUGUACACUGACUUCCUCACGCUGCUGCGCGACGACUCCAUCGACGGCGGCGCCUGGCGUGUCAUCGCAAAGAUCUACUCCUCUGCCCCGCUCGACGACGCGGACGUGCGCGCGGACGGCGUGACGCCGGCCGACUUUUCCGACGUCACGCGUGCCGUGGACGGCUAUUGCCGCUCGAACCGGCGCUGCGAUGGCGAGGGCAUGGCGAGGAUCUUCCACCCGGCGUGCUGUCUGACGUAUGCGCUUCCCGACGGCAUCGUCGUGUGCGACGCCGACGAGUUUUGCCGCGUCCGCGUCGCCGGCCGGUGGGAGCAGCCGGCGCACCGGCCGUAUGCGCACCUGCGCGGUGACCCGCGCGUGGCCGCAGCGGACACUCUGGUGUCGGUCGAUUUCGCCGGGCCGCGCGCCUGCCGCGUUGUGCUGCGCAUCGGUUGCCCGCCCUUUCUUUGGACGGACGUGCUCCUCUGCCUGAAGCUGACGGCGCCGGUUUACGGCAGAGACGGCUGGUGGAUCGUUGCCAAGUCUUCGUCGAGCGUGCCGUUUCUGCAGGGGGAGAGGGGAGAGGAGGGACCGCACCGUAAAUGA
Molecule: messenger RNA, 909 nt
Organism: Emiliania huxleyi CCMP1516
Lineage: Eukaryota; Haptophyta; Isochrysidales; Noelaerhabdaceae
Exons: 1
Coding region: 1-909 (302 amino acids)
Source: RefSeq, a predicted model, not a curated record